Messenger RNA from Schistosoma rodhaini, 321 nucleotides. The record is from the annotation of a GenBank genome assembly. Lineage: Eukaryota; Metazoa; Platyhelminthes; Trematoda; Strigeidida; Schistosomatidae.
AUGAAUUUCCAAGUAUGUGGAGAAUAUGUUUCCGAACAGUUCUCAGAUAUUGGCGCUCAUUUCCCGCCGUGCGUGUCAUCUCAAAGUGUCGAGGGAAUCAGUUUAUGUCCUGCAAACCAAAUAACCCUUGCUUUUAUGGAUAUAAAACACCUUACUGGUGAAGAUAAGCUCAAACUCAGUCGUACAUACUUCUUUGCCGGAAUCGGAUUUCUUCCUUUCCUCUGGUGGAUUAACGUUUUCUGUUUUCUAAAAGAGUUGUCUGCCCCACAGGCAUAUCCAGAAUAUAAACUGAUUAGGAAAUGUACCGAAAUAUUUUAUUAA